Andrographis paniculata is the source of this 1629-nucleotide messenger RNA. RefSeq names its product hydroxyproline O-galactosyltransferase HPGT1-like. Gene Ontology annotation, molecular function: hexosyltransferase activity. Gene Ontology annotation, cellular component: Golgi membrane. The record is from RefSeq and is a predicted model, not a curated record. NCBI's taxonomy places the organism in Eukaryota, Viridiplantae, Streptophyta, Magnoliopsida, Lamiales, Acanthaceae. The transcript is spliced from 12 exons. The coding region runs from base 298 to 1323 and encodes 341 amino acids.
GGGCAGUCUCCUGGAAGAAGUUAAAAUUCAUGGAACCGUGGACGUUCAGGAAUUUCCUUUUCUGUUUGCGCACUAAAAUCCAUUUACUCGUUUACUUUACCUUCACGAUCGGGAAUUGGCUAUUGCUGCAUUUCAAUUUUUCGAAUUUGAGCGUUCGAAUCAGUAUAGAAGUUGAUUGGUGUUGAUCUCUUGAAAUUGCUCGUACUUGAUUUUUUUUGCGGGAAGUUUUGAUUUGGUUAUUUGUUCGGAUCGGAAGAAUUCGAAUCGGCGAGGGAAUUUUUUUAAGAAUUAAAGCAAAUGCAGAGCAAGGGAUCGAGUGCGCGAUUCACUGGACUGGCGAUUCGGUCCCGAAUUUCAACUCUGAUGUUUUCCAUGUUCGCGACUUUUGCUUCGCUAUACGUCGCCGGACGAUUGUGGCAGGAUGCAGAGAACAGGGUUUACUUAGUUAAGGAGCUCGACCGAAUAACCGGCCAGGGAAAAUCCGUGAUGACAGUAGAUGAGUCGUGGAAAAUCAUAGAUUGCAGGGAACGGUUAAAGAAACUAUCAGAAUUAGAGAUGGAACUUGCAGCUGCACGGCAAGAGGGUUUUCAAUCAAAGCUUUUAUCCGAGUACAAUAAAAAUUCUAAACGACGUCCACUUGUAGUGAUAGGAAUAUUCACAGGGUUUGAUCGUAAAAGCCACAGAGAUGCCAUACGGAAAGCAUGGAUGGGAACUGGUAAAACUUUGACUAAGCUGGAGGAACAGAAGGGUAUCGUCAUUCGUUUUGUAAUUGGCAGAAGUCCUAAUCGGGGAGACAGCUUUGAUCGGAGCAUCGAUAAUGAAAACAGGCAAACUCAUGAUCUUUUUAUUCUUGAAGACCAUGUAGAGGCUCCCGAAGAACUACCAAAAAAGACGAAACUAUUCUUCGCCCAUGCCGCAGAAUUUUGGGAUUCAGACUACUUUGCAAAAGUCAACGACGAUGUAUAUUUAAAUGUUGAUGGUUUGAGCAAUAUUCUGAGUGCUCAUUUCAACAAACCACGCGCAUACAUCGGGUGCAUGAAAUCAGGCGAAGUUUUCUCCGAAAAGGGUCAGAAAUGGUACGAACCAGAAUGGUGGAAAUUCGGGGACGGUAAAAAUUACUUCCGCCAUGCUUCAGGCGAGAUAUUCGUCAUAUCGCAGGCUCUGGCGAAGUUCGUAUCGAUCAACAGAUCCAUUCUUCGCGUAUAUGCCCACGACGAUGUCAGCGUUGGCUCAUGGUUUAUCGGGGCAGAUGUCAACCAUGUCGAUGAGAGGAAGUUUUGCUGCUCAUCUUGGUCCUCAGGUGCUAUAUGUUCGGGCGUAUGAUCUUCUCGUUGAGGGCUUGCGCCGGGGAGACUGUAAGGAACCCGAGUUUCUUGACAAUGCUAACAGAUCCAUUGCACAUAUGGGCGAGUUUAUUUCAAGAGGCAGGUAUUCUUUUCACCGUCACCCGCUCGACACUUUUUAUACAUUUACACACACAUACGAGAGAGUAUGUUAUAGAGAAUUAUGAUGUUGCACGUAGAAGCGAAAUCAUAGGAAGAAAUUCGAGCGAGGUGAAGGUAGAUCGAUCAUUCAAACGUUUACUCCCGUAGUUUCUAAAAAUUGAAUCUAACCACAUUUUUAUCUUUA